Molecule: messenger RNA, 972 nt
Organism: Diprion similis
Lineage: Eukaryota; Metazoa; Arthropoda; Insecta; Hymenoptera; Diprionidae
Product: zinc finger CCHC domain-containing protein 10
Exons: 3
Coding region: 106-612 (168 amino acids)
Molecular function (GO): nucleic acid binding; zinc ion binding
Source: RefSeq, a predicted model, not a curated record
GAUUAAACGAACCUAACCAACUUAACCUGACUCAAAAACACGACACGAUUCUGUUGUAGGCUGGGAACGUGUUUGUUGUGCAAACAAAAAACAUCAAGGACCAUAAUGAGCGCGUACGGUAUGAAGCUAAUGAAAAAAACAAAUCCUUACCCAGCCCAGGCUGUGCGUUGUCAAAAAUGUUUGGAAAUGGGCCACUGGAGUUACGAGUGCAAAGGCAAGAGGAAAUACGUUCACAGAUCUUCCCGAACGACGCAAUUAAAAAAGGCAAUAAAACAGCAAGAGGUUGAAAAAUUGGAGCCAGAGAUGAGUAGUGAAAUUGUGAAACAGAAAAAAAAAGUUAGAAAGGACUCAAGUAGCACGAGUGAUUCAGACAGCUCAAGCACAGACAGUAGCAGUUCAGACGGCUCUUCCUCUGAUGAUUCCGAUUCCAGUGAUAGCUCCUCUAGCUCGAGCAGUAACAGUAGUAGUAGUAGCAGCACAUCAUCCAGUUCAUCGAGCAGAGAUUCUAGUUCCAGCGAAGGUACCAAACCCCGCAAAGCAAAAAGAACAAAAAAACGUAAGUUUAAAUUAGUACAUACAUUUACAUUAGUACCUACUCCUGUUGUUACAUAGGAAUGAGUUCAUUCGUCAUUCUAUAGUACCAAGUCAUUUAAAUUAUUCCAAUAUUCCAAUGAAAAGGACAUGUUUUCUGGUUAUAGAUGAAAAAAAGUGAAGUUUGUUGGAUAAACAAAACAGGCCUUGUGCAAAAGGAGUGAAGAGUAACAAAGUAGAAAUGAGUCAAAGGGUUCCAUUCACAUUUGUAAAUGUAUGGAAUCUCAUAUCAUCGACAAUCUAUUUUUUAUCACUUUUUUUACCAUUGUAUAGCUUCAUAGUUAUUUUACUACUAUUAAUGUAUUACUUAAGGAUUUAAAUAUAAUAAUACUAUGUCAACUAAAUAAGGAAAAAAAUAUAUUUAAAUGAGAAAAUUUGAAA